Cucumis sativus (cucumber) is the source of this 2468-nucleotide messenger RNA. RefSeq names its product ureide permease 1. Gene Ontology annotation, biological process: nitrogen compound transport. The record is from RefSeq and is a predicted model, not a curated record. NCBI's taxonomy places the organism in Eukaryota, Viridiplantae, Streptophyta, Magnoliopsida, Cucurbitales, Cucurbitaceae. Gene Ontology annotation, molecular function: allantoin:proton symporter activity; uracil:monoatomic cation symporter activity. The transcript is spliced from 8 exons. Gene Ontology annotation, cellular component: membrane. Bases 819 to 2024 code for a protein of 401 amino acids.
GAAAAAGACUUCAUUUCAUAAUAACAAGUAUUAGUUAUAAUAUUUACAAGUUAAGUCAACCCAAAUUCGAAACCUAUUCAAUCCAAUCCAAUUCAAAAUAAAAACCAAUCAAACCUAACUCUUACUAUUUGAAUGGAUAGUUUCAGGUUGUCGGGUUACUUGAAUAAUCUAUUUUUUACCUAAGAAAUUUAGAAAAAAAUUUCCUUUAUCCAUAAGCAUCUAUUCUUGGAAAUUUGUAGGAUAGUUCAAUUGCACACACAAAAUGUCUUGAAAUGAGUUGUAAGUCAAAUAACUCGUUACAGGUAGAGGUAUGUCUUCUUUGGAAACAAUGUGCUACAGGACUCUCGACCCAAAUUACAAGCUUUCUUGAAAUCCUGUUUUGCUGAUUUAUAUUUUCAUUAUUGUUGCUUUAUUUGUUUAACAGUAUUCUUGCAUGAUGGGCUUUCGUUCGACAAAUGUUAAGAAUAUAGAUUGCGAUUGUUCUUUCUAAACGAGAUCAUACUCUUCAUUUGAGUAUGAUUAGACUUUGGGGUGACAGAACCCUGUGAACUGGGUGUAUACUACUUCCCAAAUCUUCUUUGAACCUCACUUCUUUUAUGAUUUUUCGCUAUUUUAUUUUUAUUUAAAAAAGUGAUGGAUAUCACAGGGAGUCUCUUUUCCAGUCAAGUCAACUAAUCUACCUCAUGGAGAAGUUCGGCCAAUGUGGUAUAGUUAUUGUAUAUUGUGGUAAAUUUAGACUCCUCACCCUAUCUCUUAAAAGCGACAACAUCCCGCCCACCUACACCUAGGAUUUGUUUGGAAGUUAAUUAAUUUUUAAGAUGUAUGUGGUGGAGAGUAAAGGAGGUGCUAUAGCUUGUAUGGUAUUUGCACUUAUGUUAUUGGGAACAUGGCCAGCACUUUUGACUUUGCUUGAACGAAGAGGGCGUCUUCCUCAACAUACUUAUCUUGAUUACUCCAUAACCAACUUAUUAGCUGCUCUAAUCAUUGCUUUAACUUUUGGUGAGAUUGGGAAUUCCUCUCUUCAUCAUCCUAAUUUUAUCCAACAGCUUUCUCAGGAUAAUUGGCCUUCUGUGAUGUUUGCUAUGGCAGGUGGAAUAGUACUAAGUCUUGGAAAUCUUUCAACUCAAUAUGCUUGGGCUUUUGUCGGUUUAUCAGUUACAGAAGUUAUCACUUCAAGCAUAACAGUUGUUAUAGGUACAACCUUGAACUACUUUCUUGAUGACAAAAUCAAUAAAGCUGAGAUACUUUUCCCUGGUGUUGCUUGCUUUCUGAUUGCUGUUUGUCUUGGUUCUGCUGUUCACUCAUCCAACACAGCUGAUAACAAAGCAAAACUCAAAAGUUUGUCACACAACACAAACCAAGAAUCCAACACAACUGAUGCUCCUCCUAGAUCAAGCAAGGACUUGGAAAAUGCUGAUUCUUCUUCACUGAAGGCAAAAUUUGGAACUGCAGAUUUUCUUAUUCAACUUGAGAAAAGAAGAUCCAUUAAAGUCUUUGGUAAGAGUACAUUAAUUGGACUAUCCAUAACUUUCUUUGCUGGAAUUUGCUUUUCUCUCUUCUCACCAGCAUUCAAUUUGGCAACAAACGAUCAAUGGCACACUUUAAACAACGGUGUUCCGCACUUGUCGGUCUACACUGCAUUUUUCUACUUCUCGGUUUCUUGUUUCAUCAUAGCCAUCGUUCUCAACGUCGUCUUCCUUUACCGCCCCAUACUUAACUCGCCAAAAACAACAUUAAAGGCAUAUGUGAAUGACUGGAAUGGUAGAGGAUGGGCCUUGUUGGCUGGACUCUUGUGUGGCUUUGGCAAUGGUUUGCAGUUUAUGGGUGGCCAAGCUGCUGGUUAUGCUGCAGCGGAUGCUGUGCAGGCGCUUCCGCUGGUAAGCACGUUUUGGGGAGUAGUUCUAUUUGGAGAAUAUCGUAGAUCAUCGAAGAAAACAUAUGCUUUGCUCAUAAGUAUGCUGUUAAUGUUUAUGGUGGCUGUUGGUAUCCUAAUGGCUUCUUCAGGACAUAGAAAUCAAAGUUGAUAGAUAUGCUGCAAAAUCCUUAAAAAAGCACAUCUUGUUUUAAAUAAUUAUAAGCUAAGGCAAGUUUGAUAUAUAAAUAUAUUAGCUGUUGCAUGAAUCAUUAUCAGAAGGAAAUCACACACACCGUUGUUCAUAAUGGAGAAAUUUGUUCUUUGUGGAAAUGUAAUUAUAGAUGAAGAAAUAAAGUAAAGGAGUGUGAGAUUUUGAUCACGUUCUGUGUUUUGCAAUAAGGAUGCUUGUGGCAAAGAACUAAUUAUGCGUCGAAGACUGUUAUGUAGCAAGAAGGCUAUGUGAUGAACUGUUAUGUGUUUUAAGCUUCCUUUACCAAGAAGCAAUGAUGUCAUCUUUGUGUAAGCCAAGUCGGUGAUUAAUUUGACUUUGUCGCCCAAUCCAAAUUCAGGAUUAGGGAGUGACAAUAACACGUGAAAUUUUGCCAUUAGACUA